Haliotis rubra (blacklip abalone) is the source of this 7106-nucleotide messenger RNA. Its product is annotated as smoothened homolog. Gene Ontology annotation, biological process: positive regulation of smoothened signaling pathway; commissural neuron axon guidance; smoothened signaling pathway. The transcript is spliced from 12 exons. Gene Ontology annotation, cellular component: cilium; dendrite; plasma membrane. The record is from RefSeq and is a predicted model, not a curated record. Gene Ontology annotation, molecular function: patched binding; transmembrane signaling receptor activity. Lineage: Eukaryota; Metazoa; Mollusca; Gastropoda; Lepetellida; Haliotidae. Bases 992 to 3511 code for a protein of 839 amino acids.
CUCCGCUCCGGGCUGGUUCAUUGUUGAGAGAGAGGGACGGAUUUAGGAUGGGUGACCUACAUCGGGGGAAGAACUGGCGAAAUAUGAUCCGUCUGCUCCCCUGAAUACAAAAUGGAGGAUGUUCGAACGCGGGGCUGAGAAAGUUUGUUGUUGAUGUUUCAACGUUGUGGACAUGGGAAGAGAGGACUGCAGAUCGACGGGUUAAAGUCGCUGCAGUUUAUCAGAAGGUACUGUUAGGAAGAAGUACUGCUAGAUAAUGCACGGUAACUGUGAUGGAGAGACGCAGCGCGUGAAGAGCAUUACACCUGGAUUGAUGUGGGUGAAUUCCUGGACUGGUGCCUGUUAACACCUCGGUGUGAAUGUAACCUGCUUGCGGAUGGGGGCUUCAGUGUUUGAAACUUACGACCGAUGGCUGUAUUAAUUUCCAUGGUUACAUUCAACAAGUAGUUCAUGCAGGUGUACAAUGCCUGUCGUGCAGAUGGUCGGGCUGGAGCUGCAGUUUUCUUCAAAUUGGAUUAGUGUUACAAACACAUCCAAGUGUAUGGACUGACACACCUUUAGGAUAUGGUCUAUGGAACUGUGGAUGGAUAAUUCAUACGGACCUAGCAAGAAGUGGAACGAUUUACGUUAAUACUCUGAUUUUCCUGCUGAGUUUUCUUAAUUCAGCCCAAUAUUGACCCAAUGGAUUAGAGACCGGCUCUGAAUGUUAAACGCUCCCGUGUAUUUGUUUACGGCGAUCCUUCGUCACCCAAAGUACAUUCUACAUAUCAUAUGACGAACAUCCAUUAAACUGCUCCGCUCCAACACAUCUUUACGUUUUCAAGUGGGGUCUUUAGGUUUUCUGAAUACAUUUCGUGAGAAGAGCCAGUUUAGAUGUAUAUGUCGGAGGUCUGGAUUGGGUUAGCACCAAUACAAUCCGUGAAUCACACCCCCACCCUCGUGGUACACGCCUCCUUCCAUUGUUGAAGUUAGUAACGGAGUUCCACCAACAAUGGCACUACUCUCAGACACAAUGGACGGGGCGCAUACUCAAUUACACUUGACAAAACGUUCAACUUUAUUUAACAUUGUAGCAAUGUUAAUAUUUUUAGACUUGCUUAAAUCGUCACAAAGCGCGGACUGUCACAUAAACACAACGAACUGCAUACCUUUUGGAAUAAAAGGUAAAAAAUGUUUAGGAACAACGCUGGACUUUCAGUACACGUCGCUGGAAUUUGCCAACGAUUCUUCCACGUUGGCCCAGGUGGAUGAGAAGCUGUCUCUGUGGAGCGGGCUACAGAAUGUCCCCCAGUGUUGGUCAGUUGUCCAGCCCUUCCUGUGUUCUGUGUACUUCCCAAAGUGUGACAACAACACCGGACAGCUGGAACUACCCAGCAAGGAGCUAUGUGAGAAGAUUAGAGAGCCCUGUAAAAUAGUGGAGUCCUUCCACAGCUGGCCGUCAUUUCUCCAGUGUCACCAACCCCACUUCCGGGAGAACUGCAAGCCAGAGACAUAUGAGAAAGCGUCGUUCAACACGACAGGUCGGUGUGAGCCCCCACUGAUCAAGACGUCAAUGAGGGAGAGCUGGUACGAGGAAGUUGAGGGGUGUGGCAUCCAGUGUCAGAAUCCCCUCUUCACCCUGGAGGAGCAUCAGGAGGUCCACGCCUUUGUCGCAGUCUGGGGGGCGCUAUGCCUCAUCUGUACACUCUUCACUGUGCUGACGUUUGUGAUAGACUGGAAGAACGCCAACAAAUACCCUGCCCUCAUUCUGUUCUACAUCAAUGCCUGCUUCUUUGUGGGGAGCAUUGGAUGGCUGGCCCAGUUUGCUGGAAAUGCUCGCGAGGACAUUGUGUGUCGCUCUGACCGCACAGCCCGUAUGGGAGAGCCACAGCUUGGGUCUGGUGAGUCGGCGUCCUGCACUGUGGUGUUCCUGUUGGUCUACUACUCCAUGAUGGCUGGUGUCACCUGGUUUGUCAUGCUGGCCUAUGCCUGGCACAUCACCUUCAAGGCUCUGGGUACACCCAGAGACAAUCUGAGUAGCAAGACCGCUUACUUCCAUCUCGUCAGCUGGUUCCUGCCACUCGUUUUGUCAAUAGUCUGUCUGGCAAUCUCAGAGAUUGACGGAGAUUCACUAAGUGGAAUCUGUUUUGUUGGGUACAUGAAGCAUGGCAUCCGAGCUGGAUUUGUCCUAGGUCCUAUAGCAGUGGUCCUUGUAUGUGGACUCGUCUUCCUGGUCAGAGGUCUUAUUACGCUGAUCAAGAUCAGGAAGAAUGCGCCAACUUUCAUCAGUGAAAAAGCUACGUCCAAAAUCAGGGAGACAAUUCUCCGUUUAGGUAUAUUUGCAACACUUGCGUUUGUGUUUGUGUUGAUCACAUUCUCCGUCCAUGUCUACACAUUUGCCAAUGAAAACAAGUGGAGAGAUAGCUUCAGGGACUACAUGUACUGUGAGGCCAACGUGACAAUAACCCGUACAGUGACGAACACCACCGGCAGGAUGUGUGAGGUAGCUUACAAACCAAGUGUGGUGGCAUUAGAAAUCCACAUCUUCGCCUUCUUCGGGGCAGGCAUCGCCAUGAGCUCUUGGUCCUGGAACAAGGCCUCCUUCAACGCCUGGGAGAGGUUCCUCAGGAAGGUGUUCCGCAAGCCAUCCAACAAGCCAGUGAAACUGAAGAAGCACAAGAUGAUUGCCCAGGCCUUUGAGAAGAGAAAGAACAUCAACAAUGGACGCAUGUCAAUCAGCUUCCAUAGUACACAUGACGACCCGCUAGGGAUGAAGUUUGAUCUCAACAGUGUGAGUUCCCAUGACAUGUCAUCCAACUUUGCUGCUGCCAUGCCCAAGCUGGUACGACGACGAGGUGGUCUCAUUCAGCCUGUAGCUGGGACUCUUCGCAGAUACUCUGACUCAGAUAUUGGCUCCGUGACCUCAAGAAGAAUGUCCCAGGAUUCCCAGCUUGGACAAGCUAUUGGACAACCCCAGCUGCCCAUAGAUCCUGAUACCAAGGCCGAAAAGAAAAAGAGGAAGAAGAAGAAAAAGAAAAGGCGAAGAGCACACAAGAUUCAGCCAAUCAUAGCCCCUGUUUUAAAUGCCCUCCAUGCCGUGGGUGGUCGGCGAGGGCUCCGUCGAGGCAGUGACACAUCCGUGAUCAGCAGAGCCUCUGCUCAUAGUGUGCGUGUGUCCAUUGAGAGGAACAGCAUGGAGGCCAUUUCUAUAGCAUCAGUGCCUAUGUCUCAUCAUGGUGAUAUUGACACUGUUGAUCUGAGUCAGAUACCAUCCACCAGGGCAGGGUCACAGCCGGCAAAGCCACAUACAAACUUCUCUCUGUUCACAGCCAGUGGCUUGUUACAACCCAGAGGCAGACCAAGUGUGCAGGAGUUUGCUGCAGUCAAGAGGUCAAGAAGAAGUCGCCGAUCCGAAGUCACUGUGGAAAUGUCUGAGUCAAACUUCCAAGCUAGUCGGCCCCGACCUGGACAGUCAAAACCCAUAGAAACAAUUAUAACACUGGAGUCCGAGGAUGGGUCUCAGUCAGCUUAGUCAGAAAGUCCCACUGAAUUCUGAGAGUCUGAUACAUCAUUACUCCAGGGCCCUUUCCACAAAGUGAUUUAAGUGCUAAGACUAUUGUAGUCUAUGAGAAAGUAUGGGAGUUACGAUCACAUUAGCACUAACAUUGCUUUGUGGUAUGGAUGCAAGCAGUCUACUAGUCUAUGUCACAAAGGAGGGGGAUAUACUGUACAAUGUGCAUGUCUUAAGACUCGAUGACAAACAGCUGUGAGAAGAGUAUGAAUUGAUACUGUGCUUCCACUCAGUCCCAUGAAACUGUGAAAGAAGACCAUGCCAGUACUAUUAGAUGUUAGUUUCUACAGUCCCAUGUGAUAAGCAUAUAACAAAUUAAACAACUUUGAGGUAUUUUGUGAAUGAUAUAACUAUCUACAUGCUGUAAUAUCUGCAUAGAUGGUUUAGGCUUACAUUCAAAACUUGUCAUGAGUGACAGACUAACAGGGUAGAACAGGAGUCAGCAGAGAAGAUGCAUCCACAGUGCUACCAGAUGUUUAUAGUACCAGAUUAUUUUACGUGGAUUUACAACUUUAUAUCCCAACAUGGAUGGGUUGGCUUCAUUCCAUGGACACAUGUACUGUGCUUUGUGUUCCCUGCUGGGAGUGAGGUGUUCUGGAUGUGAAGAUGGUGCUGUUAGUUUUAACAUAAACCUUGGUGCCAUUGUACUACUACUGUUGUAAAUCUAUGAUAAAAGUACAAGAGUUACGUUCUUCUCAGCACUAAGAUUGCCUUAAGUCUAUGUUUGUAGUACCAGAGUUAGUGCUUAGUGCUAAGACUGUUGUAAGUCAGUGUUAAAGUAUGAUUUUUACAAUCAUUAAGAUGAUCACUUUGUGAAACACAUCGCCAAGGUAAGUCACAUAUUCAUUCAGUGUUUAUAUGGAUGUGUACAUACGCUUUCACGGAUUGCCAGUUGAUGCCACACUUUUUUUGUAAAAUUUGAAGUAAAAUCUAUUUUUGUUUUCAUAUUAUAUUUUAAAUUUGAAAACCUUUAUGGUCGGUGCAAAACGUGUGUUUGAAGGAAAGUAGAAUUACUGUUUAUAAGUAAAGGUGUUCAUUUCUGAAAAGAAGAGUUUAAACUUUUCCCCUUAAAAUGCUGUUGUUGGGCAAGGGACAGAAAAAUUUACUUAUUUUGGGUGUUGUUGCACUCUUUUUUCUAAUCCAGGAAGGGAGCAUUGAGGAGCAAAUAGGAUUAACUAGAAGUUAUAAAUAUGUUUUCUCCCUUUUGGCUACAGUUGCUCUAUCUUUCCACUGGCUAAAAAGAGAGUGGCCAUCAAUUAACAUGAGUAUACAUCUGGAUGAAUGGCAACUAAGAUAGUCUUCAUCAGUAGAGCAAACGCCCUUGUAUUCAUUUUGGAAAUUUUAACGUCUCAUUUUUUAUCAUGUAAACAUUGUUAAACACAAGUGUCCUUUGUAAUUUUCUGUUAUAGCAGUCACAUCAUGUUUCACCUGAUUCCAUUUACCUUCAGUAAUAUCCAGCAGUCACAUCACUUCUACAGUUUCAGAGCACCAAAGAAAUAUGCCCAUACCUGUUGUACAUAUUUGUGUUGGGCUACUCCAGGUUGCCAUACAGCAUUACACAUAAAACAAUAUUUUUUCAGAGAAAUCCAACGGAAUACUGUCUCUUGUUUGCCUUCAUAAUACAAGUGGCAUAUCUAUACUGAGUAAAUCAGUCUGGUAGUGUCAGCACUGACAAAGUCUACCUUAGGGCAAAAAAUAUAACUAAUUAUUUUUCCAUAACUCACCCACUGUUUUACAUGUGAAUGUAAAUUCAUAUCUUCUCUGUUGUCCAAAAAACUUCAAACUAAUGUAGAAAAAUAUUAUUUUUGUACGUAUGAAGAGAUUGUGUUGAGGAAAGUGUUGUUUUCUUGACCAGCCUGUUCGUUAUAGCAACUGUAGUGAAAGCACUGCUUUGUGGAAUGGGCUGCAUAGUCAGCUAUUCACUGGUGGGGCAGAGGGUGAGGUGUCAACCUGUGCCUGUCUGUAAUGUUUUUGUUCACUUCUCAGGUAGUGUGCACCCCUUCUCAGAAUCCUUGGUCACUGUUAUUUCAGUUAUUUGAUAUGAGCGGGUUGUAAUUUAUCCAUAGACUUACGCUGUUUAUGCUCUGUUCAAGCCCUGAAUGUGUAUAGUGCUGCCUCCUCUACUAACACACAUGGUAUUCUGUAGUGUAGGAUGUCCCACUAGCCAAGGUUGUGGCCUCUCCACAGUUUAGUUGCUAUGUAGGACAAGCAUGAGGCACUGGGGACAUGUUCCGUAUUCCUCAUGUAUGGCAUACCACAUACACAAAUUUAUCAUGAAGAUCAGAUUGUUUUACCCACUGGAAUAGUUGGUUUCAGGAAUGUUCCCUUUUUCAGCUUUCUGGAACUCAUGUAUUUUACCGAAGGCACCAUCCUCAUAUAGAUUCAAUUACUGUGGACAAUUAUUCAAAAAAAUUUUAUUGAAUAUUUAACUCGACUUUUGAUCACAAUCAGUUUUCAUUGUUGAAUGUGACAGAACCAUCUUACAGAAACAAAGGUUGUUCACACUGCAUAAUAUUAAUAAUGGUAAGGUAUUAUCAUAAAGCAGAUAUUGUGAUGUCAUUUCUUCUGUCUUGUGAUGUUGUAUUUUGUUUGUGAUGUCAUAUCACAGGCCAUUGUUUCUUAUCAUGCAUUAGACAUUGAUUGCAGCUGAGUUACCAUAAAUCAGAUUAUUUCAGAUAUACCUUGAUACCAGUAAUUGGGAUAUGUACAUGAUUUGUAUGUACGGACAUCAGCCGGACGGCAUCCUCGAGGACCAUAUCUCCAUUCUGUUGUGAUAUGCACCCAGGACUUAUCCACCAUGGAUUCUUUUGAGGAUGAUACAAAAUAGGCAGAAGCCACAAUUUGAUAUCCAUUUGAACAGAACCUUUGAGUGAGAUGAUACGACACAAACAGCCUGGAAAGUGGCUGGUACCCCAUUUUGUCACACCACAGAAGGCAGAGCAGUAGACGAUAGAAAAUCCUGUGUCAUUAACAAUCCCUUGUUACAUCACAUCCUCUAUAUCAUCAGAUGUUCCUUGUGAUUUCCGAUCCUGUCAUAUAUAUCAUCAAAUUGCCUUGUCAUUUCAUGUCAUCUAUAUCAUCAAAUGUGUCUUGCAAUUUCAUAUCACACAUCAAGCACAUCUUCAUAUCUGCCUUGUGAUUUCAUAUCAUGUCAAAUAUGUAUCUUUAAAUGUGACUUUUGAUGUCAUAUCGCAUCAUUUAUAUCAUUGAUUGUGCCUUGUGAUAUUGAAUCACAUGUAGAUUUAAAAUAUGCCUUGUGAUGUCAUAUGACAAAUCAUGUAUAUUAUCAAAUGUCUCAUACCACUCCAUGGUUGUUGGUUGGUAUCGCACACAGUGCCUUGUAUCAUUACACCAAGCACUCAUGUGCCCAGUUGUCAAGUGAUGUUGUGUCCUGUUUCUUGUAGCGUUUGUACAUACUGCUGUUUACACAAGCAUCUCUAGAUGCUAGCCGUCAUAAUAAUGUUUAGAGUUUUAUACCUUUACUUCCAGUAUAUUUACUAGAUACAUUUAUCCAAAGAUCUGAUAUAAAAGUGAAGAUAAAGACCUACAGAAUAUA